Plasmopara halstedii is the source of this 3336-nucleotide messenger RNA. RefSeq lists its product as uncharacterized. The transcript is spliced from 7 exons. Lineage: Eukaryota; Oomycota; Peronosporomycetes; Peronosporales; Peronosporaceae. The coding region runs from base 1 to 3336 and encodes 1111 amino acids. The record is from RefSeq and is a predicted model, not a curated record.
AUGGAGGACAGCGUUCCUGCUGACAACGAAGGUCAGCAGCCUACUUCGGAAUCUAUCAUGAAGGAGCUGAUAGCGUACAGUGUCUCGUGGGAUCCGCUCAUGAAAGUGCUGCAAGCUCUUGGCAAAUCGAUAGCAAGACAUCAGAAAACACAGCAAGGUAACGAUAGCAUAAUCAAGAAACUUCAAGAUCAGGUCGUUCAGCAGGAACAGCAAGUCGCUGCACUUCGCGAUGACGUAACACGUGCCCAUGAUGAUAAAACUCUUGCCGCUGCUGCAAUCGAGGCGAUGCAGAAUCGUGUUGGUGAGCUGCAAAGCCAGUUGGAAGAAGUAAAAGAGCUAGCCCCGGGAGAAGGCAGACACCUGCAACGGCUUGAUGAUACCAGUGGUCAAAAGCAAGGUGCAAUGGAAGGAAAAGAUAAUCCAACAGAGAUCUUUGGACAAGAAAACAUCGAUCUUAGUAAGAACGGUCCUGUGCCGAAAAGCAAUGAGAAUGACAACCUACGAGAGAGUAACUUAUCACGAGAGAACAGCUCUUCGCGGAUAAACAAUUUUCCACAGAUAAAGAAAUCUUCAGUUGCAAAUACCUCUGAUGGACAAGCAUUUGUAACCGUUAUGGACCUGGCUGAAGCCAAAAGGGAACUUACAGAGGAAUGGAAUAAUACUUUGGCGAAAGCGCUUGGUCACAAUACUUUUGAUAAGUCUCACAAUUCGGACAUAGCUAGCUCACAAACAGAGCAUAAUGAACAAACUGUUGACAAUGGAGUUUCGGGCAUCAAACCGCAAAGUCCUAGCGCAAAUGAGAUGCAGCCUUCGGGGACUUCAUCAAAUUCUUCUAAAGAGUUGGAGUACAAAGUUGAAUUAAUUCAGGCUCUGCAGGAUGUCUUGAAUACUAAACUGUCUGAACACGAUCUUAUUUUGAACGAGCUCAAUAGUCGAAUGGGAAAACUUGACGAUCCCUCUUCACAAGAGACAACAUACUUGGCUAGUCCACAGUCUAGUGAAAAUCCCAAUGAUACCAAUGGAGAUACAGCUGGUAAUUCACUGUUAAAGAAAAUGAACGAAACUAACGUCGACCUUGCUCUUACUAUGACCAGCAUCUCGAACGAUAUAAAAGAGCUCAAAGCGGUUCAGGACAAUCAUGACUUAAGACUCCAAAAGCAUGAUAAAGCUGUGGAUAAACACUCCGCCGAGAUCAAGGCAUUGACUGAUAGCCUUGACGAUAUUAGUGUGCAGCAGCAAACCAUUUCUUUAAUGUUUACGAGCGGCCAAAACAAUAGUAGACCUACGGGUAGUACUGCAUUUGCAGAUGUGCCAGCUGACGAAACUGUACACUCUGUCAAGAUUGCUCAAAAAGCAGAUGCAGGAGCUGAAGUGACAUCACUACCGCAACUGGAUUUGUCACUUGUUUUUACUAAGAUUGCCGACCUGCGCCGCUCGACAGAUGACUCACUGCAGUCUCUUCAACAAGCGAUCAACGAUAUUACAGAUACAUCACAAGCACAACAAGGUCAAUGGGAUGCCUUAAUAAACAGCGGGGCGUCUGAUAAGCUUAUGCGAGCUCAGUUGGUGGAAGCUCGUUUGGCGAUGCAAAAGGAGCUUUUGGCUCGAAAUCAAGCCUAUCAAGACCACUUAAAACCACAGCUGAUCGAGUGGCGAAAUGCACUUGAGCUGAUCGAGGAAAAACUGGUGAAAGGAAUGAGCGAUGAUGAAACAUUAUACACCUUGCAGCAAAUGCAGCGCGGUUACCAUCGGACAUUGCUUUCGGCAACUAUGCUGGCAACCUCACCGCUAAUUAUGUCAGAAACACUACAGACCCUAUCGGACGAAAUGAAGCAGCUUCGAGCAGCUGAUCGCUCGGAAGUGAUGCCCUCACGUCAAAUAGAACAUCGUAAGCCGGGAGAGCAAGCAAAAGAUGGAAUUAACAAGGCUGAUCGUGGAGAGGAGUUUUUACAGAAGUUACUACACUUGGUCGAAGAGAUUGAUGCAACUGUCCAAGCGAACCGUAGAACUGAAAAGAAGAAUGAUCCACUCAUGAAGGGACUUGACGCGAUGCGUGAAAAGCUUGAAUUGCUAUGGUCCAUUUGGCACCGAAAUUACAACGUUAAUAGUAUUCAGCCAAGUGAGGUAGUCGCUUUUCGAGAAAACUCAAAUUCUAAUAUUGAAGAAGAGGGUCGUCAGAGCAUUUUGCAAGGCAAUCAAAAUGGACUCCGCGAGAUAGAGAUGCGCUUGAGCGGUGCGGUACGACGAAUUACCGUGGCUGAGGAAGAAAUCGAACGAUUGAACUUGUUUACAGCUGCACACACUGCAAUAAAGCCGGAGGAUACCAAUAUGGUCAUGACUAGUCGACGUUCGUCGUCUUCCAACAGUUUGCAGACAGAAUUGGUGAUGAACGAAGUGGAAAACUUGCGCAGGGAUAUGCACGACGAAAUCGCCAACCUUUUGGGUAAGCUGGAAGAAAAUAUUGGUAAGGAUAAUGGCAGCAGCAACAACACCUAUCACAGCAGCACUAGCUUAGUAUUGCCAGAACGUCGAAAUUUAGUAGAGACAGCAGCUAAUCACGGUAACGCGUUCGCAACUAUGUUUCCCCAUCCAAUGGGUCAGGGCCUUGACAAUAGAGUAAUGAUCUCGCCGGAAGAUCAGAAGCAGUUUUACGACAAAUUUAUGCAAGAAGUCACGAAAAACGUUCUUAGUAUGUUACAUUCUGAAAAGGGCACACAACGUGGCCCUGGCGUUGGCGGGGCUGCGAGUGCAAAUGUCAAUUUUCGUUUGCUGCUGGAUAAUUUCGCACAGAAAGUGGACGACCGCCUUGAAGAUGCUCAAAACAUCACAGCCGAGCAGUUAGCAAGGCUUCGAAAAGAGCUCAUAGAUCAGCUGAAGGUUCGAUUUGAGGUGGCGGUACGUGAUAUCCGUGGCGAGUUGAUGCUCUUGCAACCAGUUGAUGGCGACUCGACUGCUAUGGGAACAAAACCCGUGAUGUGCGUGGCUUGCAGUCGUCCAGUUCCCGUAUCUUCAAUCAUUCGUGAAGCUGGGUCACUUACAACUGAAAUGGCGAAUGUCGAAACAACGAUUCCAUCCUUCGCAGAAGAGUUUGAAUACGAUCGCCCCGACGACGACUAUGUGUUUCGUGCUGGGUUCAAAAUGCCUGCAAAUGAUAGAAAACUUAUGACUCUACCAUUCCUGACAACUGCAAUGCGCAGUAAAAUGGUAGUUAAUAAACCAGAAGGGAAGAGAAGACGUCCACCGCGCCAAAGUCAUCUAAAUCGUGUUGAUAACGUUAUUCGAGAGGCCAUGGAACUUGAUCGCGCUUCGCAAGGCCGUGGCGUCGAUGCACAGUAG